This is a messenger RNA of Hepatospora eriocheir, 237 nucleotides long. NCBI's taxonomy places the organism in Eukaryota, Fungi, Microsporidia, Hepatosporidae. The record is from the annotation of a GenBank genome assembly.
AUGCCAUUUUUCUUUUUGUCGUCUGAAUCACUAUCAUCGUCUUUUGCUUUACUUGAUUUAAUAUUUUGUUUAGAAUCUUUCUUAGUUUUCAUAGAAUCUUUUUUAGAAUCCGUUUUAGACUUUUUAGAAUCAUUUUUUGUUUGUUUAGAAUCUUUUGCUUUAAGAUUGUUAUUAAAGGUUCCUGAUUGUAAAUCAAAAGUUUUUAAACUAUUUAUAACUGAUUCGGGUAUCUUUUGA